UUUGAUGGUCUGAUUCGUCUGUCCUUUUAGAAGAGUCUAGUGGGCUUUGCUUCUUCGUCUUGCUUCGGCAUCGGUCCUCUCCAGUCUCCUCUGUUCUCUCUGUAUUUCCAGGUUCCAACCCAUUGUCGUCCGUCUCUAGUUCUCACACCCAGAAACUCUAGCCACCCUUCUCAGAAAUUUCUUUCUCGUAAAUAGCCUCAAAUAUCCUCUUGCUGUUCCUCUUUGUGUGUAGGGUAUCAAUGGCCAACAGAUCUUUCGAGAAAGAAGAAGAAUAUGUAGGACAGGAACAAGAAGAUACUCAACAUUAUGAUGAUCAUGAUAAUGAAGACGAGGAAGAAGAAGAAGAGCAGGAGCUAGAAUAUAGAAGGAAGAAGGUGAUGAUAAGGGUUGUCUCAGCUGGGCAGAGACUAAGUGCUUUGGCGCCCUUUGUAAAUUGUAGUAGUAUUAGUAGCAUUGGCUCAUUACGUUGCCAGGCUGAUGAAUGUGGUGUGGAAUUGCGAAUGGCGAAGGCAUAUCACAAGCGCCAUAAGGUUUGCGAGCGCCACGCCAAGGCGGCUGUGGUUUUGGUCAGCGGCCUUCGCCAGAGGUUUUGCCAGCAGUGUAGCAAGUUUCAUGAAAUUUCACAGUUUGAUAAUAACAAAAAGAGUUGUCGGGAAAAGUUAGCCGGUCAUAAUGAGCGUCGGAGAAAAACACAUACAGAACUUCAGGCAGAGGAUGAUGAACAGAAGCUAUCAGAGCCCAGAAUGAAUGGCAGCUUGCUGAAAGCCAUGAGGUAUUCGGAUUAUGGAAACAUGAGUUUUCAAGGGAGCUCAAACAUGAAGCAUUCUUGCAGUAAAUGACUGUAAGUUGUUCUCCAACUCUGUUUUGAUAUAUAUAUAUCACUCAUUUCUGAUGCAUUUUUCUCUUUGAUCGGCAGCCUGCUUAUUUUAUGCCCGACACAAUUUAGUGAUCAAUAGCCCUAGUUGUAGCUUAGCAAUAUGUAUUUUAAGCCUAGGAUUGAAGUUAAGGUUUAGUAGCAUAGGAUAAUUUAUCUUGAUAUCUACUUUGUGAUUCACUCCCAGAAGUGAUUUUAAUUUGGCAUCUUGGGUUCUUCAUUAACGGGUAAUUGAUAUUCUUUUCUCUAUAAUCGAGUUGGUUCUUUUCUCCAUGAAUGACAGAAUUCAUUAAUCUAAGGCAUCAAGUUAGUUUUCUUAACCCUUGCUCCAUAGAGCAAGAGGCAGUCACACUAAUUGUAUGUGAAACAACAUGCCUAUGGUUGCAUAAUGUAAACCUACUAAAAUCUUUGCAUCAUUAAUGGAUGGAACUAGGGGUGAGGAGAGA
Alnus glutinosa is the source of this 1320-nucleotide messenger RNA. Its product is annotated as squamosa promoter-binding-like protein 3. NCBI's taxonomy places the organism in Eukaryota, Viridiplantae, Streptophyta, Magnoliopsida, Fagales, Betulaceae. The record is from RefSeq and is a predicted model, not a curated record. The transcript is spliced from 2 exons. Gene Ontology annotation, cellular component: nucleus. Bases 240 to 839 code for a protein of 199 amino acids. Gene Ontology annotation, molecular function: DNA binding.